Messenger RNA from Jaculus jaculus (lesser Egyptian jerboa), 7026 nucleotides. It is a transcript of the gene Pkd1l3, whose product is annotated as polycystin 1 like 3, transient receptor potential channel interacting. Gene Ontology annotation, biological process: detection of mechanical stimulus. Gene Ontology annotation, cellular component: membrane. Gene Ontology annotation, molecular function: calcium channel activity; protein binding. The record is from RefSeq and is a predicted model, not a curated record. NCBI's taxonomy places the organism in Eukaryota, Metazoa, Chordata, Mammalia, Rodentia, Dipodidae.
AUGUUCUUCCAGAGAAGCACGUGGCCAUGGUUGUACAUGACAGUAGGUGUCAUUCUGGGACACAAACAAAGCAAGUCAGAGCAAGAUGGGAAAAGUCAGUGCUUUCAGUUCAAUAGAGUUCACUGCAGCUUUGAGGAAGCCAAAGCUUACUGUCAUAAACAGGGAGGACGCCUGGCUCAAGCCUGGAAACAAGAAAUUAAAGCUGUCAUCCAGAGCUCCCUAGAAGAGGGAUCAUGGUGGUGGGUUGAGCAAAAUCCAAAGCAACGAAAGCAUCAAGGAACAAGCCACCCAGGAAAUGGUAUACCCUGGGGGGUCUCAAAGUAUGGCAAAUGCACCUCUGUGUUCAAAAGUUCCGAAGACAUGUCAUCAAAACAGGACCAGUGUGCACAAAAGCAUUAUUUCAUUUGCCAGGCUGGUGACCCUUCAGUUCCAAAAGACCCUUCCAGUUCUAAGAAAAAUAAACACACGUCUCAUUCAAAAGAGAAACAUAAAAAGACAAAAAGCAAAGUAAAGGACAAGAAGAAAAUGGCCUCAGGAGAUACUCAUCCGUCAAACUUAUGUCACCCUGUUCCUGAUAAUCAUAAGGCCAUCACAGGUGACAUCAUUCACACCUGCAUCCAGCAGUCCACCACAGUUGAUGUCAGUCACACCUGCAUCCAGGAACCCAUCACAGGUGACAUUGGUCACACCUGUAUCCAGGAACCCAUCACAGGUGACAUUGGUCACAACCAUACCCAGCAGCCCACCACAGGUAAUGUCCAUCACACCUGCAUCAAGCAGCCCACCACAGGUGACGUCCGUCACACCUGCAUCCAGCAGCCCACCACAGGUGACGUCCGUCACACCUGCAGCCAGCAGCCCACCACAGGUGACGUCCGUCACACCUGCAUCCAGCAGCCCACCACAGGUGACGUCCGUCACACCUGCAGCCAGCAGCCCACCACAGGUGACGUCCGUCACACCGGCAUCCAGCAGCCCACCACAGGUGAUGUCAGUCACACCUGCAGCCAGCAGCCCACCACAGGUGAUGUUGGUCACACCUGUAUCCAGGAACCCAUCACAGGUGACAUUGGUCACAACCAUACCCAGCAGUCCAUCACAGGUGACGUCAGUCACACCUGCAUCCAGCAGCCCACCACAGGUGACAUCAGUCACACCUGCAGCCAGCAGUCCACCACAGGUGACAUUGGUCACACCUGUAUCCAGGAACCCAUCACAGGUGACAUUGGUCACAACCAUACCCAGCAGCCCACCACAGGUAAUGUGCAUCACACCUGCAUCCAGCAGCCCACCACAGGUGACGUCUGUCACACCUGCAUCCAGCAGCCCACCACAGGUGACGUCCGUCACACCUGCAGCCAGCAGCCCACCACAGGUGAAGUCCGUCACACCUGCAUCCAGCAGCCCACCACAGGUGACGUCAGUCACACCUGCAUCCAGCAGCCCACCACAGGUGAUGUCAGUCACACCUGCAGCCAGCAGCCCACCACAGGUGAUGUCAGUCACACCUGCAGCCAGCAGUCCACCACAGGUGAUGUUGGUCACACCUGUAUCCAGGAACCCAUCACAGGUGACAUUGGUCACAACCAUACCCAGCAGUCCAUCACAGGUGACGUCAGUCACACCUGCAGCCAGCAGCCCACCACAGGUGACAUUAGUCACACCUGCAGCCAGCAGUCCACCACAGGUGACAUUGGUCACACCUGUAUCCAGGAACCCAUCACAGGUGACAUUGGUCACAACCAUACCCAGCAGCCCACCACAGGUAAUGUCCAUCACACCUGCAGCCAGCAGCCCACCACAGGUGACGUCCGUCACACCUGCAUCCAGCAGCCCACCACAGGUGACGUCCGUCACACCUGCAUCCAGCAGCCCACCACAGGUGACGUCCGUCACACCUGCAGCCAGCAGCCCACCACAGGUGACGUCAGUCACACCUGCAGCCAGCAGCCCACCACAGGUGACGUCAGUCACACCUGCAUCCAGCAGUCCACCACAGGUGAUGUUGGUCACACCUGUAUCCAGGAACCCAUCACAGGUGACAUUGGUCACAACCAUACCCAGCAGUCCAUCACAGGUGACGUCAGUCACACCUGCAGCCAGCAGCCCACCACAGGUGACAUCAGUCACACCUGCAGCCAGCAGUCCACCACAGGUGACAUUGGUCCCACCUGUAUCCAGGAACCCAUCACAGGUGACAUUGGUCACAACCAUACCCAGCAGCCCACCACAGGUAAUGUCCAUCACACCUGCAUCCAGCAGCCCACCACAGGUGACGUCUGUCACACCUGCAGCCAGCAGCCCACCACAGGUGAUGUCAGUCACACCUGCAGCCAGCAGCCCACCACAGGUGACAUUAGUCACACCUGCAGCCAGCAGUCCACCACAGGUGACAUUGGUCACACCUGUAUCCAGGAACCCAUCACAGGUGACAUUGGUCACAACCAUACCCAGCAGCCCACCACAGGUGACGUCCGUCACACCUACAUCCAGCAGCCCACCACAGCCAGCAGCCCACCACAAGAAAUGUCAGAUCUACCUGCACCUAACAGCCUACCACAGUCUGUGAUAACAGAGCCCACCAGGCCUGUCUCUGCUGCACCUGCUGGACGACCUCUGGUAGACAUCACUUCAAGAUCAAAGGAAGACUCACACCCAUCUGUCAUCACCACCCAUCCACAAGCAUCAUUUCAGAAUGCAUCUAAUCAGGUCCUCAAUGAGACGGCAGGGAAGUUUGGUGGAGCAAUUCCUGGUUUGCAAGCUCACAGCAGGCUGAAGAAAGCUUGUGACAUCCUCCAGAAACGGCGACACUUCACUCCAACAUUUCCUGCACCAGAUCAGGUCAGUGUGAUCGAUUUGCUCACUGACCUGAGUGACCAGCUGCUGAUGCUGGUCCCACUUCAGGAAAACAGCAGCUGGAGCUCCAAAACUCCUGCCAGGAUCUGCCUCUUUUCACCCCUUAACAGUGAAGCCCAAGGCAAGAAGGAAAGUCAGCAGCCUAAGCAAGACACUGAGAAGGUAGAAGACAUGCUGGAGACAUCCUUGAUGGCCCUUGGGGAGAUCCAGGAAGCAUUUCUGCAGCAGAGCCCAUUUGCUGAGUCUUCGGUGACUUUGACCUCUUCCGUUGCCACUCUGGUGUUCAGCAGCCAAAACAUAUCAACAUUGCCUCUGAGCUCAUAUACGCUGGGUGACCCUGCACCAGUGAGGCUAGGUUUUCCAUCGGCUGCAGCUUUGAAGGCACUUUGGAAUAACCACCUCGGAAUAAAUGUCCAGGUAACCGGUCUGGCUUUUAAUCCCUUCAAGACUCUGGACAACAGGAGUAUUGCUGGAAGCGUUGGAAGUGUGCUGCUGAGCUCAGGUCAUGAAACGCUGCAAGUCCAUGACUUAAUGGAAGAUGUCGAGAUUAUGCUCUGGAGAAACAGCAGCAUGGAAAUUCACCCCACUACCUUCAGAACAAGCACGGACCGAUUCAUAAUCACAAUGAAUGUCACUUCAUUGGAGAAAUCCCUCAUCGUGACAAUUGACCCUGAAAGUCCCCUUCUCAUGACACUCUAUCUGGGCUUCCAGUACCAGCCUGACCACACUCACUUUCACCUGAACAUCACCCUUCCAAAGGACCAUGUGUGGCAGAAAGAUGAGGAGUACACAUGGGUGCUGACUCCAGAGAGCCUGCAGUAUGGGAUUGGCACCUACUACAUAACAGCCAUGGUGAAUAAAAGAAUGGAGGCCACCCUGCAGACACCAGUCUUGGUCUCAGUGGUAACAGGCAUCACCCAAUGUUAUUUCUGGGACAAAUACAACAGAACAUGGAACAGCAAUGGAUGCCAAGUUGGGUCACAGAGCACAGUUUGGAAGACACAGUGUCUCUGCAACCACCUGACCUUCUUUAGUAGUGACUUCUUCAUUGUACCCAGGACAGUGGACAUUGAAGACACAGUCAAACUGUUCCUUCAUGUGACCAACAAUCCUGUUGGGGUGUCAUUGCUGGCCAGCCUUGUAGGAUUCUAUAUGAUCCUAGUUGUAUGGGCUUGGAGGAAGGACCAACUAGACAUGAAGAAGGUGAAGGUCACUGUCCUGGCUGAUAAUGACCCCAGCGCUCAAUUCCACUACCUCAUUCAGGUCUACACUGGAUAUCGAAGGAGGGCCGCUACAACAGCUAAGGUCGUUAUCACCCUAUAUGGAUCAGAGGGACGCAGUGAUCCCCAUCACCUUUGUGACCCCCAGAAGACAGUCUUUGAGCGGGGGGCACUGGAUGUCUUCCUUCUCACCACUGAGUCCUCACUGGGGGAGCUGCAUGGACUUCGGCUAUGGCAUGACAAUUCUGGCAGCAGCCCUUCUUGGUUUGUAAGCCAGGUGGUCGUCAGUGACAUGGCUCUAAAGAGGAAAUGGCAUUUCCUAUGCAAUUGCUGGCUGGCAGAGGACCUAGGAGACUGUGAGCAUGAUGGGGUCUUCAUGCCUGCCACAAAGAGAGACCUGCUUUCCUUUAGACACCUGUUCUCCUCCAUGAUUAUUGAAAAGUUCACCCAGGACUAUCUGUGGCUCUCAGUUGCUACUCGACAUCCCUGGAACCAGUUGACAAGAGUCAAGCGGCUCACGUGCUGUAUGACACUGCUGCUCUGUGACAUGGUCAUCAACGUUAUGUUCUGGAAGAUGGGUGGCACCGCCGCCAAGAGGGAUGAACAAAUAGGUCCAUUCACUGUGACCUGGUCAGAGCUGCUCAUCAGCAUCCAAACUACAGUCAUCCUUCUCCCUGUCCAUCUUGUCAUUGAGCGGCUCUUCCUGCUGAUUCAACCGCAGGAAGCUCUACCACCACUCCCUCCCAUGCAGGCCUCCUGCCCCUCCAGUGCUGCUGGCGAGCCCCCCUCUCUCACCGUGGUAGUUGAGGAAUUGAAGGAAACGGUUGGAUUCUUGCUCAGGAGAAAUAUACGGCUACUCUCAGAGUGUGAUCUAUCUUUGUGGAGUUCUUGCAACAUUAACAAGCUGGUGAAGCUUUUAUCUAGCCUCAUUUAUUCUCACUUAGAAGAUCAAGGACGUUAUCAGCAGGCAGAAUCCCACUGGGCAAAUGUGGUUUCUGAAACCCACCAUCAUUUCUGCUGCUACCUGCUCAAAGUUCUGCUGAGAUUGAAAUCGCAUCUAGGCACUCUAGGUCUUGGCCAGGUUCAUCAGCCCUGCAACUUCUCAGAAGCAGCCAGCCAACUUCAAAAACUCCAAGAACUCUUAGAGACACAGAUUCUUCCCAGGGAACAAAGGCCAUGCAGGAACACAACCAGUUUCCCCAUCCUGAGCCCAGAAGAGGGGAAGCAGCCCAUCUCUACUCGCCUACUCAGAUGGUUGACUUACAUCAGCUGGCUCCUUCUAAGUGUCAUUAGCCUGGCUUCAGCUUUUUUUACAGCACUUUAUAGCUUGGAAUUGAAUAAAGACCAGGCAGCUAGCUGGGUUAUUUCAAUGAUAUUAUCAGUGCUUCAAGAUAUCUUCAUAAGCCAGCCAGUAAAGGUGACCUUCUUCACAUUCCUAUUCUCACUGAUGGUGAGCUGGAUGCCUUGGCUCCACAAAGACAAGGAACAACAAACCAAGAAGAUUGUGGCACUUUGGGCAAAAUGUUCCUCAUCAUUACCUGGUUUGAGAGAUAAGAACAACCCCAUCUACACAGCCCCAACAAUGAGUAGUCCAGCCAAGCGCCCAAAGAAAGCCUGGACAAAGAAGAAACUCUUCAAGCUGACUGGUGAUAUUCUGGUCCAAAUCAUCUUCCUUAUCCUGCUGAUGACUGCAGUCUACUCUGCAAAGAACUCCAAUAAAUUUUUCCUCCAUCAAGCUAUUUGGAAGAGCUUUUCUCGCAGUUUCUCAGACAUCAAGCUUCUUGAGGAUUUCUAUCCCUGGGCCAAUCAGACCCUCCUUCCUAACCUGUAUGGAGAUUACAGAGGUAAGAGCAUGGUGGGCAAGCAGGGGCCAUGCAGUUCUCCUAACACCCCUACAAGUGGUUCGUGAGAAGCUGGAGGAAGGGUUCAGAACAGCUUUUCAAAGUGGACACAUCUCUGUGGACACACCAAAGGCCUGUUUCCUAGACUUCAUCCAAGAAGGUUCAUUCACUCAGGAGAUUCAGGUCCACCGAGGCAGACUCCUUCCCCACUGAUGCAUGUCACAGGAGACCAGAUACAUAAGCCCCUGACUCCCCGUUGUUCUUUGUUAUUUUUAGGUGCUUUUUUCCCCUCUCUGAAAGUGGACAGCUUAACUUCCCUCCAGGUAUCAGAGAAAGGCUUUGCCUGGACUGUCUCCUCACAAGUCAUCUACUACCUGCUAGUCUGUUACUACACCUUCGUGCAGGGUUGUCGACUGAAAAGGCAAAAGUGGAAAUUCCUCACUAGGAGAAGAAACAUUCUGGACACAAGCAUAAUUCUCAUUAGCUUCAGCAUCUUGGGGCUUGACAUGAAGCGCAUUUCUCUACAUCAUAAAAACAUGAUGCAGUAUCAUCUUGACCAGGACAGGUUCAUCAGUUUCCAUGAAACACUAAAAGUGAGCUCUGCUGUCACUCACCUCAUGGGCUUCCUGGUUCUGCUGGCAACUGUUCAGCUGUGGGACCUACUGCGACACAACCCGAGGUUUCAGGUCAUCAACAAAACACUGAGCAAAGCCUGGGACGAGGUGAUGGGCUUUUUGCUAAUCAUCCUGAUCCUGCUGACCAGUUAUGCUAUGACUUUUAACCUGCUGUUUGGAUGGAGCAUCUCUGACUACCAGAGUUUCUUCAGCUCUGCAGUGAAUGUUAUUGGUCUUCUGAUGGGAAUUUCUCCCCACAAGGAGGUUAUUGCCUUAUAUCCAGUCCUGGGUCCACUUCUGAUCCUCACCAGUGUCAUCUUGAUGGGACUUAUGAUCAUUAAUCUUUUUAUAUCUGCCAUUCUCAUUGCCUUUGGAAAAGAAAGAAAGUCCCUUAAGAAAGAAGCUGCACUGACAGACAUGUUACUACAGAAGCUCUCGGACUUGCUAGGAAUCCAGCAACACAAGAACCAACCCUCACCUGAGAAGUGGCCAUGA